Molecule: messenger RNA, 6943 nt
Organism: Anopheles funestus (African malaria mosquito)
Lineage: Eukaryota; Metazoa; Arthropoda; Insecta; Diptera; Culicidae
Exons: 3
Coding region: 456-6485 (2009 amino acids)
Source: RefSeq, a predicted model, not a curated record
GUGAUCAUGUCUGUUUUUGACAUUUUGGGGAUUUGUGUUCCGUUCCCCCCCACGUGGACGGACGUGCUUUGGCUAAAGUUUUCGAUUUUUGUGUUUGAAUUUCUUACUAACAACGCUGUGUAGAAGAAAAUCAUAAUACAUAUACAACAGAACGAUUAUUACUGAAGAUUGUUAUGAACUAUCCCCAAAGUUUCAAAGUGUCGUGUAAAACAAGUUAGCGAGAAAUACAUGAGGUCAUUCUUGGUGACAUCCUCUUCUUCAUUGACGACGCCCAGAACCGAAAGACCGGCGAAGUAAGAUAGAAGAUACGUUAAAACGAAUAUCGCCUCUAGUUUGGAUGCUAACCAUCGGCGUGGGUUUUGGUUCGACCCAUUCAUAUCAUAAGUGUCGCUUUCUAAGACAGGGGCAGAUCACGACGACUUCAACACUAAAUAUUUUAAUGUUCCAGAAGCAACAUGAGUACUACAGUUGAGCACUAUGCAUCUACAAUGUCCACAACCAUUGAAACGAAUCUGCAGAAAACCGCCAUGGCUGCGGCACGAUCCGUUGUAAACAAAUCAGGUAAAGGACUAUCCUCUAUGGAAGGCAACAUAUAUCACGUGGAUCUGGCCGUCAUGAUUAUUCUUCGAGCGUACAGAAUGCGUCCACUGGACAAUGCACUCGACUUUUUGGUCGCAAUGGAAGUGUCGGCAGCGGGAAAAUUUGACGACAUCUUGUACCAUUACUCAUUGCCACAACAAGCCACCACUACGUUGUUCAUACAAGCUAAACGUAAACAAAACAAGGGAUCUAUGCUGGAACAAGACACUCUAUGCCCUCCCCAGGAGGACUCCAAAGCAAACUACUCGAUCCCCAUGUACUUUGUGUCGUUUCUCGAGGUCGAUGAAAAGCUUACUGACGAUGCUCGAUAUGUGCUGUGUACUAACGUUGGACUGCAUAAGAACAUCAGAUGCCAUUUUAAGGAGAUCAAACCACAGCUGGAAACAAACCAACAAAAGGAUAAUUUUUUACAGUUCUGUGAAGAUAUAAAAGCAACAUGUUAUCAGUUCGAUUGCAACAAACCCUUCCCAGGACUGGUUGACAAAUUAAAAGACGCGUGCCUCGCUAAACUAGGGAAGGAACUCGCCCAAGCCGUUUUUAAGGACCAGGUAAUGACAUUUAACAACACGCUGUUUAAAAUAUUUUUCAAUUUAAUUAACAAAUGUAUAGAGCCAUUAGCACAAGAAACAAGCGAUCCGUCUGUGAGCAUGUAUAAGAUAGCGGAAAACUUUUUCAUUGAAGAUGAAUCAACAACAAUUGGAAAGUUUCGAUCUUAUUUUGAAAAAGAACGUGAAAUCCUACUAAAAAAGGUAAAGAAGAUGACCAAUAACAAAACGACAAACCAGCUAAAAAUCAAGAUUCAUAGGGAUUCGUUCGAAGCUGCCAGCAAAACUGCACCAACCGGGGAUUUUUCAAUGUUUGAUCAGAAAGUAAGCAAGUUUUACGAGAAAUUUCUACUUUUAUGUAACUCCUGUAAUGAAGAAAAACUGAAAACGAAAGCGAUGGGCUUACUGCCAAAGUGGUGUAGAGCUGACCGAAAAACAGUAAUUGAUAUGUUGGAGGGAAAACUGUUGAAUGCGAUGAAGAGUACUCAACCUGUUCCGAUGGAUCGUAGGUAUAUGCAAGAUUUUUUUUUGGAAAUAGAUGUCAAACAAAACAUCAGUGAUUUGAAGUGUUCUUCAAGACAGUACUUUGAGUUAGUAGACAAAAAACAUCCUAAUAUCAAAAUGCUCCCUAUAUGGUUAAAAGGGUCUAAACUGUAUACAUUCCUAAAGCACGAGUCUUGCGGUGGUUGUUUUGAAUUUAAAAACACGCUUGAUUUGACAGUAAGUUCUCGUAUAUUAUUACAAAUGCUAUCACUGUUACAAUAUGAAACAUUGUUUGUUGAUAGUACCAAGUAUGCAAAACAGCAAGAUAUAAAUGAUAUCCUUGAAGAAUUAUUGUCGUAUCUUAGAGAUAUAAAUCAUCCUUUUAUCAAGGUAAUAACGAUCCUAGGUAAACAUGAUCAUGUCUCCAUUCAUGAGAUUAAGAAAUUAUCGGAAAAAUAUUGUCGAAAGAUCGUUAUUGUAGAAAAAAUUUCAGGAAGUCGUCGAAACGAAGAAGCUGUUGAAAGGAUUAAAGUGAAUCUUUUGUCAGAUGAAGCUUUGAUACAUUUUUAUAUACACAAUGAACGAAUGCUGUUCGGCACUUCUACGCCACUGAGUAGCAUUGUGAAAGAAUUCGACGAUUUGAGCUUGCUAUUGGACGUAUUAGAUCUUUGUGAUCAACCGGGAGAACUAAUACAUAGCAAUUUAAAUGAGCUACAUUAUGAAGAAAUUAAACAAUUGUACGUUGGUCGCCAUUUUGUAUCCCCCAAUCAGGUGGAAACGAGGAACAUUUUUGAUGAGCUAGAUGAUCCAUUCGAUGUACAGAGUGCCCUAGCUUCGAACGAUGAAGAACUCGACACACCUGGUUUUCUAGACAAUGGAAAAGUGUGUAUCAUCCUCAAUGAUGCAGGACUCGGUAAGACAACCUACUUUACCUGGUUAGCUUGGCGUUUGUCAACUUUGAAUCCAUCUUUGUAUGUCAUCAAAUUUAACGCAAUGGAAUAUUCAACCGAUUUUAAACGUUUGUUAGGCAUUAAUGUACAAAACCUAGAUGACACAGAGAUGGUGCGAUUAUUAUAUCGCUUCAUUCAUUUGGCGCUGUUCGUAACGAGUAUCAACAACCGUAAGAUCGACGAAAGUGAUUUAGUUAGAAACCAAGCCGAUCGUUGUGCCAAACUGCUGCAAUUUUCAAACGGUAGCAUAAUAUUGGAUGAUACGGAGAAAAUCGAGCUGACACUAAUGGAAAUUAUCGAGAUGCGUUUGUUCCAAGAGAAGUUUAAUCAGCGGAAGCUCGUUUUAAUUCUUGAUGGUUUUGAUGAGAUUGCGCCAUUUUAUAAGGAUGUGGUUAUGCAUUGUUUUGCACGAUUUGCUCGUUUUGAUGGAGUGCAAUCCGUUUAUUUAUCCAGUAGACCGUAUGGAUUUGAACAGGAAUUAAAAACAUCCUUUGACCAAUGUGGAAUUCUUCAGUUGAAACCUUUUUCAAAGAACGAUAUCAUACUUUCUUGUCAUAAAUUUCUUUUGAUAAAUUUAGAUGGUUACAAACACUACGAAGAGAAUCAUCGAAACUAUAUACUGGAAACGUUGAAUAAAAUUCUUUGCUAUGUUAUGAAAGAUCUAACAACCGUUCCAUUGUUACUGUACAUGGUGCAGAUAAUCCUUUUACCCAAGUUUAAAAAUCAUGUAAAUGAAAAGUCACACAUAUUAUCGUAUGAAAUGUACAACACGAAUCUUGACAUCCUUCAUCUAGUUGAAAGCUUCAUCGAUAAAAAAAUAGAAAUUUUAAGCACUGAUAAAACAGGCACGAGCGACUCUGCUGGAUCGACGGCUGCAGUCAAGAUAAACUUAAAACGAAUGAAAAAAGAAAUAAAGGAACAGCACAUGCUGUUGGCCAUGUACGUUCUAUUCGAUAGUGCUGGUAGAGAAAAACUGUUAUCCAGGAAGGAGCAGAAGCGUGCUGAAGAAUUAAUGGAAGAAGUGAACGAUGGCGAUGAAAAAACUGGAAUUGUCCUCGGUGUACAGAAUGGAGUCCCUCAAUUUCUGCAUAGAAUUUUUGCGGAAUAUUUCACUGCUUGUUGGUUGUACGAAAACUUGGAAAGAUUUAAGAAUGAAAGCAUUUUUCGCUCUCAGACGAUUUGGUCGGAUUCUUUGGGAGAAACUCGCGAAUUUUUAGAUCGGCUUAUACUUCGGGAAAGCAAAGGUUGUGAGUUACACUUGGCAUUGGUAAACAAAUCUAUUGCAAAAAUUAAAGAAAUACUUCACUUUAAUCCUUCUGCUGUUGCUGUUCCAGAUAAGGUUGGACGCUUACCAUUGCAUUUGUUACAUUAUCAUUUAGACGCAGGCAUACACAAAGGCACAUUAUUCCUCAAAACAAAAGAAUUUAAACAAAUACUAACAUGUCCACGGAAUGAAGAUCGUGAGUUAUUUAAUAAAAAAGACAUGCUUUAUGGAUGGAAUGCUUUAGAUUAUGCAUUUGUUCUUAACGCAUGGUCUUUAAUAAAAACUCUUUUCACAACGCGUGUGCAACUUAACAUGGACAUUCUGAGUCAGCAGGUGUGUUCCAAUGAUAUAAAAGCAUUACUUAUACAGGAAACAAAGUAUGUUAAUUAUAUAGGUCGAAAGGACUUAGCAGACGAACUGAGCAAACAUGUGGCAAAGUAUCUAAUUGCAGACAAGCAAAUAGAUAUUUAUUCUCCGCUUGCAGAAUUGAAUCACUCAUCUGUGAUAGGAGAAGUUAUCGACGCAAACAAUGUGUCUAUGUUUGGUCAGUUAUCAACUACAUCACAUUCAAUGGCGUUGGAUUCGGACGAUCAUGCCAGGCGAUUAUUUGAGCUACUAACGUUCAAAAGAGCAACUGAUGGAAUUCAGAUGUAUCUUCUUGACAAACAUCCCACUCUCGUGUCCAUGAUUCAUGACAACCAAAGUUUAUUCGUUUAUGCCAAAUGUGCCAUUAAAAAUAAUCAAACUAAACUGUUUAAAAUUAUUUUUAAACUGUUCUGCAGCAAAAACAACAUCCCCUGUGUUGAAGAAGAUAAUAUUAUUGAUGAAUUUGCCGAUCAAAACGACGCUGGCUUAGAAAUUCCGUUUGGAUAUAAUUGCUGUAAUUUCUAUUACGAAGCUUUAGAAUUCAAUAUAGAAAGGUUAUUGUCUGAAGCGAUACAUAAAGGCAAUAUUCAAAUGGUUAGUUACAUUAUUCAGAAGACGAAUAUGGUCGAUAUGGCAGAAGUGUUUGAAACGACCGUACAUAAAAUACGAGGAAAUGAUCACGAAAAUAAGAAUUAUAAAUAUGUUAUACUUGCAUUCAAAUAUUUAUUCAAGAAAAUCGUGAGAAAGGAUCGUGAAGAAGGUGUUGAUCAAGUUUUCCUGGAUUCAUUUCUUACGAUCAUUGAAUAUGGCUGCGUGUACAUGUUGCACAGCUUAUUUGCCGUUGGAUUUGAUUUAGACCAGAUCAAUGCGCUAAAACAUUGGGACGUUUUUCAUCACCGUUUAGUUAAUUCGGACGAACGGCAUUCGGCCAAUAUAUUUGUAUAUCUUCAACAACGAUCGUUUGUUAAUUUUUUCCAUACUUUUGGCCCAACAGGUGAAAGUAUUUUUGAAGUUGCUAUUAACAGUCAACAUUUUACAGUAGCACAAGCGCUAUUUCAAGACGAAUUCCGCAAUCUUUCAAUCUCGGAAAAGGAAAAUUUCGUUUUAGAUUUACUGCUGGAACAAUUAUUAAAACACGGUAUGGAACAAAUGAUUGACAUGACAAAAUCUUUUCUUACGAAUAGUGAACGAGGUGAAAUGGAAAAUGAAACUUGGUAUUCAGUCUAUUACUCCUUUUGCCAACAGAAUGUUGAUAAACUCCACUUGGUUGAACGACUCAUACAUAGAAAGAUAGAACAUAUAAGUAUUCAUAUGACAGAACCUACCAAUUCUCUUGGUACUUCGGAUGCGCUCAAGGAAAACGAUAGAAUAAUGAAAAAGAAAAUAAAUAAGGAACAGCACAUGCUGUUGGCCAUGUACGUUCUAUUCGAUAGUGCAGGUAGAGAAAAACUGUUAUCCAGAAAGGAGCAGAAGCGUGCUGAAGAAUUAAUGGAAGAAGUGAACGAUGGCGAUGAAAAAACGGGAAUCGUCCUCGGUGUACAGAAUGGAGUCCCUCAAUUUCUGCAUAGAAUUUUUGCGGAAUAUUUCACUGCUUGUUGGUUGUACGAAAACUGGGAACGGAUGGAAAAAGAUAACAUUUUCCGGUCUGAAACGAUUUGGUCGGAUUCUUUGAAGGAAACUCGCGAAUUAUUAGAUCGACUCAUACUUAGAGAAAGCGAAGGUUGUGAUUUGCACUUGGCAUUGGUAAACAAAUCUAUUGCACAAAUUGAAGGAAUACUUCGCUUUAAUCCUUCUGCUUGUGCUGUUAAAGAUAAGAUUGGCCGCUUACCAUUUUGUUUGUUUCAUUAUAUUUUAGAAGUAAGAGAAGACAAAUCCAUAGGAGACAAGUUGUUAGAAGUAAUCGAAAUAUUUGAACGUGUACAGAGAGAUGAGUUUUUUCAUAAGAGGUUAGGCAAGGUUAAUAGAAGGAAUGCUCAACAUAAAUGUUUAUGCGAUUUCUUUACAAGUGGUAUAACAAUGUAUUUGGACAUUCUGUGUCAGCAGGUAUGUACCAAUACUAUUGAUGCUUUACUUAAGCAGGAAGAGGUCUACAAUUACAUAUUUGUUGAACAUUUCGAUAAAAAGGACUUGGCAGAUGAACUAAGCGAAAAGGUGGCAAAAUGUCUAAGUGAAAACAAACAAAUAGAUGUUCCUUAUUCAACGUUGUUGGAAAAAGUUUCAGUGCUGGGUAGUGUUACUUUGAAAAAUCAAUUAAUUUUAAAAUUAAAUUCACGAUAGGCUUUCUCAAUUCGAUUUUUUUCAUAGAAUUUGAAUGAAGCAGUUAUUCAAAUGAACUGAAAGCAUAUCGCAGUUAUUUGGUUGAUUUCAUAGUACCAGAAGCUAAGAAGUUGUAUUCAUAAUCUCGGAUAUACUAAUGUUAUACGUCGUAAAAUGAUUUCUAUUGACGAACACGUGAAAAUGUGUAGAAUAAAAGGCAUAAGCAACAUGAUAAAGUAGUAAUUAAAAAGUUGAUCUUUUAGUUGUGAAGAUGUCAUUUCAGAGGUGGCUUGUUGGUGCAUGUGGUAAAUGGCGCCGGUUCCACACGACAGGAUCGGGUAUAAAAUCCCAUCCGGAUCGUGUCGCGCGUAGCAAGCACUGACUAUCCGGCUAGAUGGUAAAAAUAAGUCUGAUUUGUGAAAAUUUGUGUGAUUAUUGGCUGCUACAGUGAGUAAUUGAAGGAAGUAUUGAAAUAAUAU